This is a messenger RNA of Bactrocera tryoni, 1036 nucleotides long. RefSeq lists its product as uncharacterized. Lineage: Eukaryota; Metazoa; Arthropoda; Insecta; Diptera; Tephritidae. The coding region runs from base 95 to 1036 and encodes 313 amino acids. The record is from RefSeq and is a predicted model, not a curated record. The transcript has 2 exons.
CAAACUCGUUGUGAAAUCUCGGCCGAAAUACUUAUUUUGUGCAUUUCUAAAUUUUAAGUGACGGUUAUUAGAGACAAAAGAAGAAUUCAAUAAAAUGUCGUACAAUAACAGCGGCAUAGAUUUCGAUUACUUACUCACAAAAGAUUUUCUGCUAUUUCUCGACCUAUGUCGCGAUCCAAAUCAGGUCUUCACGCCAAACUCCGACGAAAGUUGCCUGGCGCAACUGUGGCUGGACAAGUUGUGUCGUUACGAUUGCGCCGAUUUGGAUGAGCGACGUUUGCGCAACAUCUACAUGAGCUAUCUGUGCUGUUGCCUCAUUGAGGGCGUAUUGAAGGGACCCUUUUCAGAUCAACCGCGCGACGGUCGUCUACAAAUGGUGAAUUUUAAUGCAGUCAAAAAGCAACCGCUCUCCUGCCCGGUAGUGUGUCCAGCCCGAACUACUUAUAAGGGGUGUGAGGAUCCCAAAUCAAAACGUUUCUCAGACAAUUGUGAACAACAAUUGGGCAGCUGUUACAGCAGUGACAAUGUCGGCAACAGUGUGGCCGCUGGCAGCAGCGUGGAGAGCAGUGUACAUCGUGAAAUUAUGCGUUGCAGCACACCCGAGGUACGCUUCAGCACGGACAUACAAUGUGAACCGAGUGCGAAUGGCAUAAAGCGGCGCUCUUCGGGCAAUGUCUUCAGCAAUUAUAUGGUGCGUGAGAUUAUAACACCGAGCGCCUACAAUACACUCUCAUCGGAGUGUAGUAUGCCAUGUGACUGUUGUCAGGAGUACGAUGCAUUUGCGAAUAUGAAGGACACGUUUCGUCGGGAUGUCAUCGUACUGUUGAAGGCGAUUGAGGCAGAGCUGAGCGGCUAUGUCGGCAGCGGUUGCAAUAAGUAUUUGGAAAGUGAGCUAUUGCGUUAUAAGAGUUUCAUAAUGAAUUUCUCGCAUAUCGCACGCGUUCUAAACAAAUUGAAAUCGCAGUCGGCAUUGCGCUCGUUCUUGCUCUUGAGUUUACAAGAUGAUUUGAUCAAGUUAAUCAAUGAACCGCUUUGA